This is a messenger RNA of Penicillium roqueforti, 348 nucleotides long. RefSeq lists its product as uncharacterized. The record is from RefSeq and is a predicted model, not a curated record. NCBI's taxonomy places the organism in Eukaryota, Fungi, Ascomycota, Eurotiomycetes, Eurotiales, Aspergillaceae. Bases 1 to 348 code for a protein of 115 amino acids. The transcript is spliced from 3 exons.
AUGCCUUCUUACAAGAACAACCCUUCGGAUGAAGAGUAUCUAGACUCGAUCAAGAAACAUACCGACAAGGAAACCAACAAUGUCAAUCUCGCCCGCGUAGCCAAGGAUUUUAGCUACGCUAGUGGAAAGUCGUUUCAGAAGAAGUAUGCCAAGCUAAAGAAAGCACACAAUCUGACCAACGGCCAUAUCUAUGGCGAUUACAAGCCUGAGGCGGCUCAGACUCCCCCGAAGAAAGCCAUCAAGACCGUCACGGAGAUUGUGCGUGAGGCUGGGGAAGCAUCUGUAAACCGACGUUCCGCCAUGCUGAAGGGCAAAGGCUCGGAGAAGGAUAAGAAGAAGCAAGCUUGA